AUGGCUCUCAACGGCAAACUCAGACAAACUCAACGCAUCAUCACAACACACAACGAUGAAGGCAAAGCCAUAAUCGACACAUCAGUCUCCUCAGACGCACCCUUCUACGCCCUCCCCGACGGCGAAGCCCACUUCGCACUAGGCUACGCCACAAAAGAAUUCCCAGCCAAGCUCACCAACAACGCCGACGUAGAAUCCUACCAGAACUUCCUGACCAACCAGCCAGGCCUGAGCAUCUCAACGGGCACUAUCCUGCGCUAUGUCGACAUGUGUCCUGGGCAUACUUCACCUAUGCACCGCACUGUGAGUCUCGACUACGGUGUUGUGCUGGAGGGCGAGGUGGAGUUGAUUUUGGAUUCGGGGGACAGGAAGGUUUUGAAGAGGGGUGAUGUUUGUGUGCAGAGGGCGACGAUGCAUGCGUGGAGGAAUACGAGUAAGACGGAGUGGGCGAGGAUGUUGUAUGUGCUUUUGCCGUCGACAAAGCCUGAUGUUGGGGGGAAGGAGUUGGGUGAGGACUAUGGAAAUAUGGAGGGUGUCAAGGCUUCUGAGUAG
This is a messenger RNA of Fusarium tjaetaba, 552 nucleotides long. Its product is annotated as cupin domain protein. The coding region runs from base 1 to 552 and encodes 183 amino acids. The record is from RefSeq and is a predicted model, not a curated record. Lineage: Eukaryota; Fungi; Ascomycota; Sordariomycetes; Hypocreales; Nectriaceae. The transcript has a single exon.